AUGGAUAGCUUGUCCUUUUUUGAUAUUGAUGAUGAUCAUAAUGUUUUUAUAAACAAUAAUAAGACUUCAAUAACCUCUAUGGAUGUAUUUAACAAUUUUUUUAACACUCAAAACAAUAACAAAGAGAGAAUAACUAAAGAGAAUAUGUCAGAUUUAGAAGGCAAAGAGAAUGUAUCGAAUUUAGAAAGUGAAGAGAAUGUGUCUGAUUUAGAAAGUAAAGAUAAAGAAGAUACAGAACCUGCAUAUUCGUUAGUUGAAAUCAGGCCUUCGAAUUUUGAGAAGCUGUGGUUUGAACUUUAUAGUCAGGAAAAUAGUUUCACAUUUUGUGUAACUCAUAGCAACCAUGAUAAAGUUGAUAAAAAACCAAAGCGUCGUAUAUAUUUGUGUAUGAAAAGACAGAAAUAUAAAAAUGAUAAUAUAAUUCGAAUUUCAAGUAUUAUUGGAACACAUGACUAUGAAAUGGUUAAAAAUAUUAUGAUAACUGAACCAAGAUACCGGCAGUUAACAAAAGAAAUGAAAAACAAUGUUCAAUUACUUUCGUCUUGUGGUAUGCAAGCUGAAGUGAUUAUUGAGUGUAAGAAGUGUAUAGGAGGUAGUACGGAUAGUAUGUAUUUGAAGCUAAUUAGAAAACAAUGCAAUAAGCCUGGUUAUUAUAUUGAUGCAAAAUUUGAAGGGGCAGACAAUCACUUGGUGGUAUUUAGACAAUUAAUUUGUGAAGCAGAUAUUAAUAUUACAAGCGAGUCAGCAAUUUCAGCAAUAUCUAGUAAUCAGUUUGGAUCAUUUAAACAUAAUCUACAAGUUAAUUUUACACAACUUGAUAGCAUUCAUGAUCAUCAUGUUUUUACAAAUAAAGUUCGUAAAGAGAUGUCACAUAAGCAGCAAUAG
Messenger RNA from Cetraspora pellucida, 885 nucleotides. Lineage: Eukaryota; Fungi; Glomeromycota; Glomeromycetes; Diversisporales; Gigasporaceae. The record is from the annotation of a GenBank genome assembly.